UGGUUCCUCUUUAUGGACCUGGCGGCUCCUGGUCCUCAUUGAUAUGUGAGACGACACAGGAUGGCCUACACCUGCCUCCUCUUCUUCAGCCUCUGCCUGUUUUGCACCUGCGUGGCUUCGCCGCCGAACUUCGUCCUGCUUUUCGCGGAUGAUUUGGGUUUCGGGGAUUUGGGCUGUUAUGGACAUCCCAGUUCACUCACCCCAAACCUCGACCGCCUGGCUGCGGGGGGACUUCGGUUUACAGAUUUCUACUGCACCAGCCCCGUCUGCAGCCCGUCCAGGGCAUCAUUGUUGACGGGACGCUAUCAGACCCGCUCAGGCAUCUACCCAGGAGUGUUGUACCCAGGCUCUGUUGGCGGUCUUCCUCUGAAUGAGACCACCAUCGCUGAGGUCUUGAAGCCUCUGGGUUAUGCCACUGCUGCUAUAGGGAAGUGGCAUCUAGGAUUUGGGGCCAAUGGAAUGUUUCUUCCAACCAGGCAGGGCUUUGAUGAGUACCUGGGGAUCCCCUACUCCCAUGACAUGGGCCCCUGUCGGAACCUGACUUGUUUCCCUCCAGACGUUAAAUGCUUCGGAUUGUGUGAUGUUGGCACUGUAACAGUCCCGCUAAUGCACAAUGAUGUCAUCAAGCAGCAGCCAGUCAACUUCCUGGACCUGGAAAGGGCUUAUAGUGACUUUGCAACCAAUUUCAUCAUCACAUCUGUCAAGAAAGAACAACCUUUCUUCCUCUACUAUCCCUCCCAUCACACCCACUACCCUCAGUAUGCAGGUCCAGGGGCAGCUGGGCGAUCUUUAAGGGGCCCAUUCGGAGAUGCUCUGUUGGAAUUUGACAACACUAUAGGAAACCUACUUACAACCCUGGAGAAGACAGGAGUGAUCAACAACACACUGGUUUUCUUCACUUCAGAUAAUGGACCUGAACUGAUGCGUAUGUCCCGUGGCGGUAACGCUGGCCCUCUGAAAUGUGGGAAAGGCACCACAUAUGAGGGGGGCAUGAGAGAGCCGGCCAUUGCCUACUGGCCAGGGACCAUCAGGCCAGGUGUGACUCAUGAGAUGGCCAGCACUCUAGAUAUCCUCCCCACCAUCACAAAUCUGGCAGGAGCCAAACUGCCCCAGGUGAUGCUGGAUGGGGUCGACAUGACAGAAAUCCUUGUCAACCAGGGAAAGAGUAAAAGGGAGACGAUGAUGUUCUACCCCACAGAUCCUAAUGAAAUGUACAGUCUGUUUGCUCUCAGGCUGGGGAAGUACAAGGCCCACUUUUACACACGAGGUGCUACCCACAGCGGCACUACCCCAGACCAUGACUGCCCCGUAUUCGCAGUUCUCAAGGCCCACAACCCCCCGCUGCUUUUUGACCUGGAGUCUGACCCCUCUGAGAACUAUCCUCUCUCUCUGGUGGGAAGACCUGAUCUCCAAGCCGUGCUGGAGAACAUCAAGAAAGUCAAGGGGCAGUUUGAAGCCUCCAUGGUAUUUGGUGAGAGCCAGAUAUCAAAAGGAGAAGACCCCAACCUGGAGCCUUGCUGCAAUCCCCAGUGCAGCCCCAAGCCCAGGUGCUGCCAGUGUUGAUGGAGACAAAUUUUCACAACUGUUAAUGCAGGCAAUGUGGGGAGGGUUUCAGGUACUGCACUGCUUUUACCCUAAAUUUACUCAAUGAAAUCAGAAGUGAUGCUCAUUUUGUAAUUAUGCAUCACUACUUCCUUGUGUUAAGCUUUCAGUACUGUUAAUACUGAAAAGAAAUAUUGCAAAUAAUCUGUUUCCUCAGUGAGGAGAUUACUUCCUUGAUUUUAAUAUUGAUUAUGUUUAGAACUAACUAUGUACUGUAUAUAUUUCCUGACUUGAAUACAUGUUUUAAUAAUCAAUUCUUUAUGUACUUUCCACUUCAAAAUUCUUUAUUAUUAUAAAAUUCUUGAAUGACUUAAAUCUUGGAUUUUGAUGUGAAAAUAUUUUCAGUCACACAGUCAAGAGUAGAUGUGAAUAAAGACAACAAUAAAGGAUUUGGACAUCAAGCAUAUAUUUUAUUCAUAAGACCAAAUCCAUGACAAGGCA
Toxotes jaculatrix (banded archerfish) is the source of this 2043-nucleotide messenger RNA. RefSeq names its product arylsulfatase A (gene arsa). The transcript is spliced from 8 exons. Gene Ontology annotation, molecular function: arylsulfatase activity. Lineage: Eukaryota; Metazoa; Chordata; Actinopteri; Toxotidae. The record is from RefSeq and is a predicted model, not a curated record. The coding region runs from base 61 to 1563 and encodes 500 amino acids.